Messenger RNA from Mucor mucedo, 1832 nucleotides. Its product is annotated as malic enzyme. The transcript has 6 exons. Gene Ontology annotation, molecular function: NAD binding; malate dehydrogenase (decarboxylating) (NAD+) activity. The record is from RefSeq and is a predicted model, not a curated record. The annotation marks the transcript as partial. Gene Ontology annotation, cellular component: mitochondrion. NCBI's taxonomy places the organism in Eukaryota, Fungi, Mucoromycota, Mucoromycetes, Mucorales, Mucoraceae. Gene Ontology annotation, biological process: malate metabolic process; pyruvate metabolic process.
UCAUGAACUUUCUUCGCCGUCAAUUCUCUUCUUCUACUACCACUAGUAGUACUACAAAAGUUGUCAAUACAACUACCACUCACCAUGAUGUGAUCUCUCGCUCUGGUUAUUCCAACGAAGGUACCGCCAUGGAUUACUCUAAGCGUCAAAGUCUUGGCUUGAACGGUCUUUUACCUGCUCGAGUAGAAACGUUGUCAAUUCAAAAGAAGCGUGCUCUACGUGUGCUUCGGUCCAAGCCCAACUUGUUAGAAAAGUACAUCUUGAUGGCCCAACUACGUACCAAUAAUGUGCGUUUAUUCUACAAAAUCGUGAUGGAUGAACUCGAGGAAUUGGCUCCCGUGAUCUACACUCCGACCGUGGGCACAGCCUGUCUAGAGUAUUCCACUAUCUAUCCGUUCUUAGCUGCCCCUGGUGUCCCUGAUGGACUUUACUUGACCAAGGCUUCCUUACCAGAGUUGUGUCAGACAAUUCGUAACUACCGUACAGAUGAAGACUUCUCACCUGAAAUUUGUGUAAUUUCCGAUGGUUCACGUAUCUUGGGUUUGGGAGAUCUCGGUACCAACGGUAUCGGUAUUCCUAUCGGUAAACUUCAAUUGUAUGUUGCCUGUGCUGGUAUCGAUCCUCGUCGUACUUUGCCUAUCAUUCUGGAUUUGGGCACCAAUAACGAAAGCUUGUUAAAUGAUGAAUUCUACAUUGGUCUUCGACAAAAGCGACCAGCCGAUGAGGAGUUCUAUAAAACGGUGGAUGAUGUAUUGAAGGCACUUCAGACAGUAUAUCCCGACAUGUUAAUCCAGUUCGAAGAUUGGUCUUCCGAGCAUGCCUUUGGACUGUUGGAAAAAUAUCAAGACAAAAUGCUAUGCUUCAAUGAUGAUAUUCAAGGCACAGGUGCUGUGAUUCUUUCGGGUGUCAUGAACGCUAUUCGAAAGACCGCACGAGAAAAUGAUGUAGCUCCGCAAGACCACCGAAUUGUAUUUUAUGGUGCCGGAUCGGCUGCUAUUGGCGUUGCACGACAAAUCCAAAGUUAUUUCCAGAUUGAACACAAAAUGUCGGAAGAGGAAGCCAAAAAGGUGUUCUGGAUUGUUGAUUCCAAAGGUCUUGUUACUGCUGAUCGGGGCGAUCGUUUGGCUCAGCAUAAGGUGUAUUAUGCACGCCAGGAUAAUGAGGGACAACAGUACAAGGCACUCAUGGACAUUAUUAAUUAUGUGCAACCUACAGUUCUGAUUGGUCUCUCUUCUACGCGUGGAGCAUUUAGCCAUGAAGUCUUGUCUCGGUUUGGCGAGUUGAAUAAACAACCUAUCGUGUUUUCGUUAUCGAAUCCCGCUACGCAAGCGGAAUGUAGCUUUGAAGAAGCGAUGGUUGCUACCGACAACCGAGUGAUCUUUGCCAGUGGUACUGCAUUCCCUCCUUAUAAGAUUGAAUCGACAGGCGAGAUUAAAUAUCCUGGACAAGGCAAUAACAUGUACAUCUUUCCCGGGUUGGGUUUAGGCUCUGUGUUGGCUAGACCAAAGUAUAUCUCAAAUGAAAUGAUUUAUGCUAGUUCCAAGGCAUUAGCUGACUCUCUGACGGAAGAAGAGAUUGCGGAAGGCUGGCUUUAUCCUUCGUUAAAACGUAUUCGCGAGGUGUCUGGUAUUGUGGCUACUGCUGUGUGUCAAGAAGCGCUAGAUAAAGGAUUGGCUACAGACCAACGUUUAAAGUCAAGUGCUGAUAAUGGAAAGAUUUUGGAAUACGUUACCUCAAAUAUGUGGUCACCUACAGAUGAAAGUUAUGGUAUCCAUGAUACCAGUAAGAUAUGAAACACAAUAAAGAAAUUGCCUUUUUAGGUUUCAUCUCCA